AUGAAUUUCAACAGUGAUAUGUUACAUUGGGUGCUGUGCAUCCUUACAACUUACCUAUCAGUGAUUUCAUACAGUCAAUCAGCCUAUGCAUUAAAGCGAAAAGCUCCACCAUCCCCACGUUUCAGGAAUUCCACUUCAACUAACGUCACCGUUUCUCCCGGUAAAACAACGAUUCUUCGCUGUGGCAUAGAUAAUCUCGGAUCUCGAACAGUCAUAUGGAGAAGGAGCUCAGAUGACCAUCCCCUUACUAUUGGCUUAUUCACAUUUGUUGGAGAUACAAGAAUAAAAGCUAAAGCCAACAAGCGAACAAAUGAAUGGAGUCUAAUAAUUGAAGAUACCAGAUUAUCAGAUGAUGAUAUUUACGAGUGCCAAGUCAGCACUACGCCAAAAAUAGGACGUAACGUCCGAUUAAAUGUUAGAGAGAAUUACAAGGAUGGGGCCCAAGGGACAGAGAACACGGGCGCCCGCCUCAACAAUGAGAAUGAACAUACAAGGAAACACAAAAAUCGUAAAAAGAAUAAACAUGGUACAAAGACCACCACAAAAGCUCCAAGAGUUCAGAGUAACAAUGUUAUCACUAUAGCGACCAGCAACGAAUAUGUUGUCAUAGGUGGGCCAGUAUUCAUAGAAUGCAAUGCUACGGGCCGCCACAAUUAUGCCACUGGGGCCCCUGAACCUCCCCCUGCCAUCACAUGGUACAAAGAUGGCGACCCCAUAGACUCUAAUGCCGAAACUGGUGUAUUAAUUACAAAGAAAAAUGAUAUGAAGACUAAUAAGUUAAUAAGUACGCUUUCUAUACGAAAAAGUAAAAAACAGGAUACGGGGACCUAUAUAUGUCGAUCAGACACAGAAAAGAAGGAUACCGAUUCUGUUACCAUAUAUGUCAUUAAUGAAGCCAACGAUAAUGUCAAACGCUCUGGUACCUCAGUACAACAUGUAAGAAGCGCCAGCCAAAAGACAGCCUCUGCAGCAAAAAAUGCCAAAUACAUUAGUCUAGUGAUUCUAUCUUUGACAAUGUCCAUGGUGUAUCGGACUCAUCUCCUAAAUUGGUGGUAACAAUAGUACAUAGGAUAAGUAAAGUGGAUAUUACUCAUAUUCAUAAAUACUACAUAUGGUAACCAUAGGAUAUGGAAAAUAUGUGCAUAGGAUAAGUAUUGCCGAUAUAUUCGGGAUAUCCAUAUAUGAUAUUGUAACCACAGGACAUGCUAUAAGUAGAAGAUGGCGAAUAUAUCCUUGCUAAAAUAGACAUAGUACUGGAUAGUGCAUAUGCAUGUAGACUUGAUUUGGAAAGCAUGCUUCAGACAUAUGACUGGUAAGAUAAUAUCUAUACUGAAAUAGACAUAUCCUAACUUAAAACAUUGUAAAUGCAGGAGAUAAAAGAUAGGGUUUUGCUAUUAGAUAAAAUCUAUAUCCAUGCUUCAGAAGCAUCUGUAACCAUAGGAUAAAGACUAUAUCAGAUGGGAUAUAAAAGUGAGCAGAGAUACUCAACCAUGGUUGUAUGAAUGAAAUACUGGUGAAGUGC
Molecule: messenger RNA, 1522 nt
Organism: Owenia fusiformis
Lineage: Eukaryota; Metazoa; Annelida; Polychaeta; Sabellida; Oweniidae
Source: the annotation of a GenBank genome assembly